Laccaria bicolor S238N-H82 is the source of this 653-nucleotide messenger RNA. RefSeq lists its product as uncharacterized. Bases 32 to 499 code for a protein of 155 amino acids. The transcript is spliced from 2 exons. Lineage: Eukaryota; Fungi; Basidiomycota; Agaricomycetes; Agaricales; Hydnangiaceae. The record is from RefSeq and is a predicted model, not a curated record.
GAAGUAUCCAAUAAUCCACCUCGAAAUCAUCAUGACCCUAGUCGCAAUCCGUUCAGUCGCCUCCCCAGACCACUACGUCGGCCUUGACGCGAACUACCUUCACGAGUUCAAACCCUCCGGCGGCGGUCAAGUCAAAACCCAGACUUACGUCGCCAGCUACGAAACCUUCUCCCUCGAGCGGAACGACGACGGGACCGUGUCGUUCAAAUCCACGGCCUUCAAUGACACCUAUAUUCGCUUGGACGGAACCGACGUCCCCGAGGGCACCCUCAUUGCCCCAGGCGGGGGUGUAGUCAACGGCCAGCACACAGCGCACUCCUGGGAAAAGUUCCGCAUCCGCCAGAAAGAGAGUGAAUUCCACCAGUAUAAGGCUGUGGUGGGCAUUGAGUCCGCCGCAUUUCCUGGGAGAUAUUUGAGGUUAGAUGCACACAAGGGGAUCGUUAAUGUGCAGGGCGUUUCUAAAAGCCUGGAAGAAUUCGAGAUCUUAGUUGUCGGGUAAAUGAAUUCAAUUUAGUUCCGCAUUACUUACUUGUACUUGUAUUCAUAGCUCAUUUGAAUAUGGCGCGACUUUCAAUGUUGCAUUGUAUGUUAUAACCUUAUUGAAGAUGAGAGUGGGGUCGAUAAGAGAUAAUAAAGCGGGUUCUCGUCCACUC